This is a messenger RNA of Mauremys reevesii (Reeves's turtle), 6675 nucleotides long. It is a transcript of the gene HECTD2, whose product is annotated as HECT domain E3 ubiquitin protein ligase 2. The transcript has 23 exons. Gene Ontology annotation, molecular function: ubiquitin protein ligase activity. Gene Ontology annotation, biological process: protein polyubiquitination. Bases 387 to 2600 code for a protein of 737 amino acids. NCBI's taxonomy places the organism in Eukaryota, Metazoa, Chordata, Testudines, Geoemydidae. The record is from RefSeq and is a predicted model, not a curated record.
GCCGUGUCCCCCCGCUGCCUUCACGCUUCGCUCGUGUGUCGCCAAGCGCGUUUCUAUGAACAGCCCGUAAACAACAUGGCGGCUGUGCCGGCUCCUUGUCCAACUCUUGGGCUGUAGGCGGCUGUGAGGGACGCGGGCAGCUGCGGCCGCCUGGAGCGCUGAGGGCAGUGGGCAGGGUUCCGAGAGCGGGGAGCGCGACAGGUCUGGCCGCUGGGCCCAGUGAGGGCGGCAGGGCCGCGCUCCCCCCACAGAGCCGUGCGGGGUGGAGGAGGAAGAAGAAGACGGGGAGGAAGAAAAGGAGAAAGAGAAAUUGCCUCCUAUCCUGACUGCAUCUAAUACUGCUGGUGGGGAAUGUGAGACGUGCUGUUGGAUACGAACUCAGUUGCAUGCAAAAAAGAAAUACAAAGGGAUUGGAGAGAGGAACCAAAAGCCAAUUUUCUACUUUUAGCAGUUUUAUUUCCACUAUCAACCAAAAGAAAGAAGCAGCCGGAAGCAGCAGCUCACCUACACAACUUGUUAUACCCAACAUCAAAAAUGUGAGAGAUCUACCACCAAUUUGCCUUGAUGUUAGGCAAAAGCAGCGCAUCUCUAUAGAUACACUACCAUCGGAACUGAAAGCUCCAGUCCCACCAGAACCUUCCCUUCCCAUCCGAACCAAAACUAUGAAAGACUUCCAGGAGGAUAUGGAAAAAGCUAAGUCAUCAGGAGAUUGGAAAGCUGUACAUGAUUUUUAUUUAACAACAUUUGAUUCUUUCCUGGAGCUAAAUGCUGCUUUUAAGAAAGAUGUCAGUCUCCCUUUCAGUACCAUUGAAGACUCUGGAAUCAAUGCUAAAUUUGUGAAUGCUGUCUAUGAUGCCUUACUAAAUACUCCUCAAGAUAUUCAGAAGUCUGUCCUAAAAGGAAUAAUUAAUGGUCUGUUACAGGAGUGGAAAGGGCCACGAACAAAAGAUGAUCUUAGAGCAUACUGUAUACUUUUACAGAAUCCUCAGUUUAGUAACACAUCUACUUAUGUCAUCUAUGCUCACUUGCUAAGACAGAUAGCAACCUUGGCAGAAGCUGACCAUCAUUUCCUAGCUCACUGGUUUAAAAAGAUUUCGCAGAGGAGGUUUAAGCAGUUAGUAGACAGGGUGCUGCAAUUUAUUUCUUUACGUCUGUUCCCUGCAAAACCUGAAGAAUUCCCACCCAUGAUAAAAUGUACUUGGUGGAUUCCAUCAGCAACCAAAGUCUUAUCUUUAUUCAGUGCUGCAAAUAGCCUGGCUAAUCCUGCUAUUAUUUCAUAUACGGAUUUUUAUAAUUCUACGUUGGAUCAUAUUGAUCUCAUGGAAGAGUAUCAUAACUGGCAGUGUUAUGGAAACUCUCACAGGUUUUCUUUCUGUCAGUAUCCAUUCAUUAUUUCUAUAGCAGCAAAAAAAGUUAUUAUUCAAAGGGACUCAGAACAACAGAUGAUAAGCAUGGCACGGCAAAGCCUAGUGGACAAAGUCUCUCGCAGGCAGAGACCUGACAUGAAUAUGUUGUUCCUGAACUUGAAAGUGAGAAGGAUGCACCUUGUUAGCGAUUCACUUGAUGAGCUGACACGGAAGAGGGCAGAUUUGAAAAAAAAGUUGAAAGUUACAUUUGUAGGGGAGGCUGGUCUUGAUAUGGGUGGCUUGACAAAAGAAUGGUUUCUUCUCCUUAUUCGCCAGAUUUUUCACCCGGACUAUGGUAUGUUUACAUAUCACAAGGAUUCACACUGCCACUGGUUUAGCAUCUAUAAAUGUGAUGAUUACUCUGAAUUCCGAUUGGUUGGAGCUCUUAUGGGACUUGCCGUGUAUAACAGUAUCACCUUGGAUAUUCGCUUCCCACCUUGCUGUUACAAGAAACUUUUGAGUCCUCCCAUUGUUCCCUGUGAUCAGAACUCACCUGUAGGCAUCAGUAGUGUUUCAUUAGAUGACCUGUGUCAUAUUAUGCCAGAGUUGGCCCAUGGACUAAGUGAGCUUCUAUCCUAUGAAGACAACGUUGAAGAAGACUUUUAUUCAACCUUCCAGGUUUUUCAAGAAGAAUUUGGAGUCAUAAAAUCUUAUAACCUAAAGCCUGGUGGUGAUAAAAUUCCAGUUACGGCUCAGAAUCGGAAAGAAUACGUGCAGCUUUAUGUUGACUUCAUUCUCAACAAAUCAAUCUACAAACAGUUUGCAGCUUUUUAUUAUGGAUUCCAUAGUGUCUGUGAUUCAUAUGCAUUGAUGCUACUUCGUCCAGAGGAAGUUGAAAUUCUUGUUUGUGGAAGCCCUGAACUGGAUAUGUAUGCUCUACAGAGAAACACCCAGUAUGACGGCUACCUGAAAACCGAUCUCACUAUACGAUACUUUUGGGAGGUAGUACUUGGAUUUCCUCUUGAUCUCCAAAAGAAGCUACUGCAUUUUACUACAGGAAGUGACAGAGUACCUGUGGGAGGGAUGGCUGAUUUGAAUUUCAAGAUUUCAAAGAGUGAAACAUCCACUAACUGGUUGCCUGUGGCCCACACCUGCUUCAACCAGCUUUGCCUCCCACCUUACAAGAGCAAAAAAGAACUGAAGCAGAAGCUGAUCAUUGGAAUUUCAAAUGCAGAAGGUUUUGGUCUAGAAUAAGAUGAAAGAUUUAAAAUACAGGAUUUUUUAUGUAGCACUCACUUUCCUCUUAUUGUGCCUUUAAGCUUUUCAUGUUUCUGUCUCUUGAUACUGUGCCAGUCUUAUCCAAUUGAAAACAUGAUUUUUUUAAUUAAAUGCAAAGUGCAUUUGUUUUUGCUGUAUGGCAAUACAUUUACUGCUUGUUUUUUCAGAAAGUAAUUUUAAUAAAAUACAGAAUGCUGCAUUACUUGACAGAAGAAAGCUGACAGAGGUGACAAAUUCCAGGUUACAGUUUUGUCUCUGAUUAUUCUUGGAGCACUUUAUAAUUAAUCAUAAUAUGCAUCAUGAUGCAUAUUCCACUGGGAAAGGAAACACAAAAGGUUUCUUGAUUAGGUAAGCCAAGUGGCAGAAUGUCUUUAAUUAAUACAUGCAGUAGCAAAGCAUAUAACUGCCAUUCAUGUGAGACAUGGGGCCAUAUUUUCAUAUUGAGACAUAAAGCAAUUUUAGCCUAGGUAAAAUGUAUACAGUUUUAAUGUUCUGGCUUUCGUUAUCAAAUAAUUAAGCAGGAUAUUUAAAAAGCAUGUAAAUAACUGCCUGUGGAAAAAUAGGAUUUUGAUAGUGCCAUUAAUUGCUAAAGAUUUAUUUUUACAAAUACACAGUUUUAGAUGUUAUAUAUUCAGCUUUUACAGAUCAACAGAAUUGAUUUGUACAGGAUUGUUAAAAGUACUAUUUUCAGUAUAACUGGACUCAAGGACAAACUUUAAGUAUUAAACAACCUGCAUGUUAAUUUUAUGAAGUUGGCAGCAAACUAGUCAGUUUGCCUGUAGAUAUUGUAGUUUUGUAACCAUGGCUUACUUAAAGAAACUGGAUGUUGACAGGUAAAUUCUAAAUCUCUUUGAAUCACUUCAGACAUAAGUGAUAUCCACAUCACAUGGAAAAAUAUUAAAAUUUUAACUUGUGCAUUAUACUGUCAUUUGAUCAACAACUUUAUGAUAGAAAUCUUUUUCUAAAAGUUUAUUAGAGUAAGCUAUGACAAAAGUGAAUACAAGAACAUAUCAAAAUGCUGUAGCUUUCAUUUAACGUGAAGGUCAGUAUUUAGACAAUGUUUUGUUUUUUUCACUGCACACUAAUAAAGUAAAUGUAAAGAUAUUCUUGUCUAAAAAUCUUAGCAAAUUUGGAGCUGGGGAAGAAACUGAUUGUAAAAUGCAGGCAUAAUUACAAGUCCAUUUUUAUUCACAACCUGAGACAGUUAGCAGCAUACAGUAUAGUAUAUUGUAUUUUUUUACAUCAAGUAAUACCUACUGUAUGUUCUAUAGAUUUUGCAACAGAACUUAUUUGCAAUAACAAAAUAUACAGUAAUUUUUCUGAUACUUUUCUUAUUCUGGCUAUUUCUUCCUUUCUAUACUACUUACUUACAGCCAGCAGAUUUCUACAUUGGUUAAUAAACUAAUCUGGCUACUCUGUAACCUUAAUGCCAUUAAUCCUUUAGUAAAUAACUACACAUUUCAUUCUGUUCUGAUCCUUAAAGAAGGUAGUGAUAUUUUACCAUUUUUAUUUUAUUAGGAAUAGAGAUUAGUGGUGGGAUUUUUGAAAGCAUUCAGUAUUGGCUUAACUCAGCUCGUCUUUAAGUCGGUGGUAAAAUAUUGAUUUCAGUGGGAGCAUAUUUAGGCCAGUAAUUGGUGCUUUUAAAAAUACCACUCUAGAAUUAUAUUUUUAAUCUGAAAAUGUAAAGUGAAUCAGUUACACAAAUCACACUGCUUCAUCACUGUACUGCCUGAACUAAAAAAACAUUUAAAAUGGGUAAAAUAUUAAUAAGCACAAAAAUGUGAGUGUAUUUUAGAAGUCAGAAUUAUGUAUAUUUUUAUUAGGUAAACUGGAAACAAAAUUUUUGUUAGAUGGGGUGAUUCAUGGAAAGUUGUCUUAUGCAUUUUUGUUUUUGAAUUAAUAGCUAUACAGUUUCUCAUAUAAAAAUGCACAUAAGUCAAUAUUUUUAUGACUCAAGCCCACAUUUAAUAAUAACUGAAGCAUUGUUUCUGCCUAUUAUUAAGAUAAAAGCUUUACAUUUUAAUCUUUUAUCACAAAAUUGCACUUUGCCUUGGUUUAGUUUUAAUUAUUAAAAGCUUUUUGGGUUUACUGUAUAAUAUUACCUCAAAAUUUUAAAAGCUAUUAUAUUUGCAUCCAUUUUUAAAUAAACUAGAGAACUGUCAUUGAAUUACAUUUUAUAUUUCCUGACAUUAAGUUAAAUAAUUGUAAUUUUUGUAUUUGUUAAAUGAAAGCAUUGCACAGUAUUUAUGAAAUAAGCCUCUGAUCUCCUCAUUUAACAUUGUUUGCUCAACUACAUUUUGUUUUUUGUCUUGCAAUGUAAUCCAACGAAACCUUCCCCCCCUUUUUUCUCUCUACAUUUUUUUUUGUACAUUACCUAAGGAAAUCUGGUUUGUAUACAUUUGUUCAUUACUGGGUAUCUAUUUUUAUGUAUUGAAAUUGUGCAGUCAUUAAAUCAAACAUGUUUCAGUUUCUGAGUCUGACCUAUUUAAGUGCAGUAUUUUUUCCAUUGAAACAUUUUCUUUGCACUAGCAAUUCAUAAUCUUCUAUUCAAUCUCUGCAUGUUUCAAUGAAUAAGAAAUCUUGACUUACUAAUACAGAGAUGCCCACCAAAAAGCCCUAAAAUAAUAUUCCAUAUUCUGUCUUGAACUACUAAUGUUGCAAUGCAUACCAUGCUAGAAACACAAGAAUGUAAAAUAGUGUUGAUCCCGAACCUAUUUCUCCUUAUUUCCAGGAACAAUCCUGAUCCCUCAGCUUCAGGGCUGUUCUAAUUUGUGAUGAUAGAAACUGGCUCAGAUGUUAUCAUGCUCCCACCAUAUCUCCUCUCAGUCCCACAAUGACCCCUAAACCAGGGGGGAAAUAAGGAUAAGGAGCAAGAACUAUAGAACUAGGCUCUCUGGCUUUGCGCUGCCUGAGGAUUCCUCUAUGCAGGCAUAAUCUCCAGCCAGCUGUUAAAGCCAUCUUUCCAUCCCCUUUGCACUACUUGAGUGGCACACAGGGCACAUCAGGGACCAAUAUCUAAACUAUUUAUUAUAAACGUCAGAGUUCCUUCUUAAACCAUGACUUAACUUUUAGGUCUAUAUACAAUGAAGAAAUGUUUUAUUUUCUAAAUAUGCUGUUUCUUUAUGAUCGCUUAGCCAGUAGAUAUAAAUCCUCCUUCCAGCAAAUGGAGAUGGGGGGAGCAGUUCUCUUCUGACAUCACUUUGUAGAGGGAGAGGUGGCAGAUGACUUGCCUAGCCCUAGUAUCCUGUACCUGCUUUCAUUUACCUUGCCAAAUUUGGCUUCUCAGCCCUCUCAUUGUGUCUUUCAUCUGGUGAAUGCAGGUUGUUAAUCUUCACCAUCGAAGUAGUCAUCAUAAGAAAAAUCAGAUCUUUGUUAGACUUCCUUACACUCCACUACACACACUUCCCCUGUUUUUCUGUUCUCUUUUUAUUACUUAUACCCACCUAAACCAAGGGGGCGUCCUACUAACGUAGAUCGAAAUAAUGUGAGGAAAUCAGAUCCUGUCAUAUGUUGCAAUAAAUUUAUGUUUUAUUAUUGAUAUAUUCUUCUGAGUUAUACGUACUUGAUUCAUUUUUUUUCUUUCUUUGGAUUGACACAAAAAUUGGAAGAACAAAUUAAAGGGGAGUAUGAAUACUGGCAACAUGUCUUGCAGCAUGUUAUAGGUGUUACUCAAACAUUAGCUGAAUGUGGUUUGCCUUUCCGGGGAUCAAAUGACACAUUCGGAUCAUUGCAGAAUGAACAUUUCUUGGGAUUGUUGGAGUUUGUGGCUCAGUUUGACCCAUUUUUAGCAGGCCGUAUCUCAAAAUAUGGGAAUGCUGGCAAAGGUAACCCAUCAUACUUACCCAAGACAAUAUGUGAUGAACUCAUUGGUCUAAUGAGUGACAAAGUUCGUUCAGCUAUUGUGGAUGAAAUAAGUACUGCUGGGUACUUCAGUUUAUCUGUCGACUCUUGUCACAACUAUAAAGGGAAGGAAACAGCCCUCCUGUGUACAAUACAUUAAAAUCCCUCCUGGCCAGAGACUCUAAAAUCCUUUUACCUGUAAAGGGUUAAG